AUGUCAGAUUAUUUGAUAAUUUCUACUGUAAACAAAGACCGAUAUUCCUAUUCACACUUUGGAAUAACCCUAACCAACCUGGUCAAGGACCACCCCAAGCCGCCCCCCCCCAACGCCAACAAUCCUGCUGCCCCGGCCCCCGCUGCCGUUCCGGUUCCUGCCCCUGCCGCCAACCCCGCUCCUCCUCCUCUCGUUGUCGUUCCCGCCGUUCUGGCUGCACCUUUCAACCCAGCCGGCCUCGCUCCCAACACCGCAACCUCAGGUCUAAUCCUGAUUGCCGUCGCCGCCGGGCCCCUGAGCACCAGGCAGGCUCGCGACCUCGCCUCCCGCCCCAUCCGUCGCCAAUUGGCCUGGGAAGCCAAUGUGUCUGGGGCAUUGACCCACCCGUCAUAUGUCCGAGGUGCGCUUGGAUUCUGUGUUGGCACUGUUGCGCCCAGAAGAGAAGCUUUUAAGCAGCAGAAUCAAUUUUGGCAAGAUGACGAUGACGACGAUGAUGAAUACUCGUUUCCUUUCGAUGAAUCAAAAGACCUCCAAGGGGGGCAUGACAACCUGGCUUUGAUACCUCUCCUUUGCACUGUGAUUAUACUCGUGAUAAAUUUUUUGACCCCAGGACUUGAUUUCGAAACACUUGAGGUAAAGCGAGGUAUUACGGCGCUCCUCUUUGACUACCGGUACUCUCCUUUGAACCCGAUUCUAGGCCGCAGAAGACCUGUUGGAUUUGGCUGGAUUACUCAAAAUCCGCAUCUCGACGGUUGGAACUCUGAUACCAUGGCAAUCAUGUCGUCCAGCUUAGUCAAGUGGAGAUCCCAGCUACUCCACGAGAACCCCUCACAGUCCCUUACGGAAGCCGACAAGAUGACACACAGUUUCGACACCGAGGACACUCUCUCCGUGCGAGACUAUCAUUAA
Mollisia scopiformis is the source of this 909-nucleotide messenger RNA. RefSeq lists its product as uncharacterized. The record is from RefSeq and is a predicted model, not a curated record. The transcript is spliced from 16 exons. Lineage: Eukaryota; Fungi; Ascomycota; Leotiomycetes; Helotiales; Mollisiaceae. Bases 1 to 909 code for a protein of 302 amino acids.